This is a messenger RNA of Penicillium lagena, 288 nucleotides long. Its product is annotated as ubiquinol--cytochrome-c reductase subunit 8. NCBI's taxonomy places the organism in Eukaryota, Fungi, Ascomycota, Eurotiomycetes, Eurotiales, Aspergillaceae. Gene Ontology annotation, biological process: mitochondrial electron transport, ubiquinol to cytochrome c. The transcript has 4 exons. The record is from RefSeq and is a predicted model, not a curated record. The coding region runs from base 1 to 288 and encodes 95 amino acids.
AUGGGCGGCGCUCUGGAUCCUAAGAACGGAGUUUACAUCGGUGGCUGGGGCGAUCUUGGCUGCCCGACUCCCCAGCGCAUCGCUACCUACUCCCUCUCGUCUAACCGCCAGCGCCCUUUCGCCGGUGCCGCCAACGCCGCCAUCUUCAACGUUUUCCGCCGUUUCCGCCACCAGGUGCUCUACGUGGUGCCGCCGUUCGUUGCUGCGUACGCCACCAUGAACUGGGCCAUUGAGCGCAACGAGUACCUGAACUCCAAGCCCGGCCGCGAGGAGGCUGGCUCUGAGUAA